CCAACUUCUAUGGUUUGCAGCGGCCCUCGGUAGCUCGGUGGUUUGGUCUUGUCGAGAGGAGGAGCGAGAACUUCGGACAUGGCCUUUAGCUUCGGAGCCCCGGCUCCCUCGUCUGGGAGUCCCUCGAAACGGGCCGCGGCCCCGGCUCCCGGUGGCUUUUCCUUUGGGGGUGCCUCGGCGGCUCCCAAGCCCGCCGCGGCGCCGGCCACAACGCCCGCUCCGGCCCCAGGAGGCUUUUCCUUUGGGGGUGCCUCGGCGGCUCCCAAGCCGGCGGCGGCAGCUCCGGCACCCGGUGGCUUUUCGUUCGGUGGUGCAGCGGCAACGGCUGCUCCCACGCCGGCCCCGGCAGCCUCCACAGCGCCCGCUCCGGCACCCGGUGGCUUCUCCUUUGGGGGUGCCGCGGCUCCCAAGCCGGCGGCGGCAGCGACAGCGGCAGCUCCUUCGGCCUUUUCCUUUGGCGGAGCAACCCAAGCACCGGCCGCCCCUGCUUCGAGCACCGCACUGGCAACAGCACCGGCCCCAAAGGCGGCCCUAACGGCUCCGGCAUUUGACGAAACCUUCGAAAACCUGGCCCUCUGGAGCAAGAUCCGAAAGCUCUGCACGGAGACCGCUAUUGCGCAGCAGCAGCAGCAGCAACAACAACAACAACAACAACAUCAGACGCAGAGACAGACACAGGCGGGCACCAUGUCCCUGGCGGGGCAAGACCUCGCGCACUACAUUUCCACGCAUGCUGCCACCACGCUCAAACCCAGGGUUGUCGAAUGGACGCCGCCCAACACGGCGCUUCGCCAGCAACUGGCGCAGAACCCAAGGGUGGCUCUGAGCAGCAACAACAGCAGCACAAGCAGCGAUAGCACCACGACCACAACACUCACGGCCACGACCAUGGAACAAAUYGGGAUCCUUUCCACGGAGCUGAGGAUCUCGGAGGCCGAUGCUCUGUCCCUCUACGCGGAGGUUUCGAGGGAUUCCGACGUCCUCCACGGCCUGCUGACGUCCAGGACCGCCGACGGGGGAGGUGGGUUCGUGGACCAAGCCCUGCCGGGUGCCAAGUACGACAAGGUGACGAAGCUCGCCCGGGAUUUCUACUUUUACGAGCGGCAUCUCAGACUCGAAACAAUACUCUAUCUGGUCGAGCAACGAAUGCACAACAACCCGGACGUCAUCCGGGCCACGGACAGCUUGCUCAAAGAAGGACAGCUCGUAACGAACCUCGUUUCCGUGAUCCGAGAAUACACCCAGCGCAUCGAGGCACUCCAGCAGGAGAUUCGGGCCGGUGCGGGACAAAACGGUGCUGCAACGACCGCGGGAGGAAUCCCGGCGGUUGCCGGGGGAGGUUUCCUGGGGGGAGCCCAGCAGGUGCAAGGGCAGCAACAGCAACAGCAGCAAGAGACCAACCGAUUCGCAAGAGUGCACCUGUUGUUUUGUACACUGGAACGGCAGACGGCGGCUGAAGCCCUCGUGUUUAUCGCCUACCACACGCAGCUCGAAGUCAAGGAGGUCACGGGGUUGAUCGAUCUGGUUCGUGACUUGUCGGCCAAAACACCAAAGCUGUCGCCGUUCACGGACGUCCCCUCUGCCUACGAAUCCUCGUCGCCGGGAACCAACGGAACAACGAACCCCAUCUACAAUCCGUAUGGGGGAGGUGCCCAGUGGCCACCUUCCGCGGGCAAGCCAUACUCCUGGGAUCGACAGGAAAAGAAUCCCCUCCAGUGGCAGGAAGAACUCGUCCGGAAAACGUGCGAAUCGGGACAACCAAAGCUCCUGCAGUGUUGUUCCCUGCUCCUGGUAGCUUCCAUGGCCGCGAUGGAAACGCGGCAAGAACUCUACGACCGAAACCUCCACGGCCCCAACGACUUUGGUAGGGGGAACCAGCUCUUGCAUCCGAGCCGGCCGUCCCUCGAAAACAUUAAGGAGCUCCACGACCGGCUCAAACCCGGGGCCCACGAGCAGUGGGCCCGGCCCGACGUUUGGGGGCUGCUGGCCUGUUCGUACGCCCUGCUGCUGCGCCUGACGCCCUCUGCGAUCGUGUCCCCGACCAAGGGUGGAUCCAACAGCUCGCUCUCGAAAGAGGUUCGCGAGGCGGCCGUCUACUGCCUGGAGAUCCCCGCCGAAUUCAUGGCCUUUACCUUUUGCCGGCUGACCCUGGUCCCCUCCCUCGAAAAAAUCCAGAGCGCCUCGGUGCGAACCACCUGCAGCGUCUCCGAGUUCUGCCUCUCGGUCGUCUCGGAAAUGUACGCCCUCUACCUGAGCGUUCUCACGGAGGGGACCGGAAACCUGCCGAUCUCAAGAAACCGGUGGCAGGUCCGGGAGGAAGAAACCCUCAAGCUUCAGAGGGAGCAGUACGUGGAGCUGGCCCAGCUGGACAUGUAUCUGGGGAGGACCUCCCCGCAGCGCGAAAGGAUCCCGGCUUCGGUGGAUCUGAUGAAACGCCACGAGUGCCUGGACGACCUCAUCGCCCUGGCCACGGUUCUGUGUUCCCUCGGACCAAACUAUUCCCGGAUAUUCUGGGCCAGGGACAAGGCCACCAAUGCGCUUGUUCCCAGCAGACCCCUCCAGGAGUGCCUGGUCCAGGCCUCCCAGGACGCUUCUCUCGUCCCCUACGUGCAUUCCUGGAUGGCGGCCCUGUCCAACGAUCCAGAGAGUGCAAGGGCGGUCCACGACCUCAUGUCCGGGAGCGGUUCCGGCCUCGAGGGAAUUUCUCCGGGCGUCACCAGCUGGUACGCGCUGAUUCACAGCCUGAGAUACUACGUGCAGGAGCUGAGCAACAACAACGACAACAACAUUUCCAAGCCGUCUGCGGCGAAGAAUUCCAAGAGCAACACCUCCUAUUACUACAACCUGGAGGGCAACAUCAUGCCGGACCCGUCUAGCGAUUCCCGGUCUCGCAGAGGGGGUAGAAACACGAAUUCCUCCUCGUCGUCCUCGUCCAAGAAAUCGAUGAAGCCGAAAGAACUGUCGGAGGACUCGAAACUCCAGCUGGCGUCGUACCUGGCCCUGGUCAUGAACGUUGGCCUGCACUCCUUCGAGGCACGGCACGAGAUUCUGUCGAUCAAUCUGCCCCUGGUCGAGGGAGACCCCGCCGCGGGUGGAGACGAGUGCCUGGUGGUCCUCUUCAAGCUGGCGAUCGCCCCCCUUUCUCCCCAGAUGCGCGGUGCCACGCUGAGCACCAUCGCCAGCCUCUUGCAGCCGAUCGGGGGCACAAGAGAUCCCAAGGCAAGAUCUUUUAUGGAGGAACAGGCCAACAAUGCCUGGGAAUACCUAGAAUCGUGCUCCCUUCUCCCGAUCAACCUAUUGGACCGGUAUCGCGUCGUCCCAACCCCCGGAACGGACGUCCAAGACCAAGCGGGAGUGGCCUUUCCUCCCUCCUCGAUGGCGCUGGCGAAUGCGGCGAGUCGGAUGGAAUCGACCUUUCCGAAACUCCCGAUGUACGGCCUGCUCUACGAAAUGGACCACAUCGAGUCCAAGAAGGGCUGGUAUCCGUCGACGGAGGGACUUCUCGACUUGCUGGAGUCUCUCGUCUCUUCGGUGGGCUGCCCCUCCAACCUGGGGCGGAACUGGCGCGUGCGGACCGGAUGCACUCCGUACCUGGAAUACGUCACAAACUUUGUCCUUCCAAAAGCACUGGGAGUCAAGCAGCACSCGGCGCUUCCCUUUCGCGUGCCGGGGGACCGGAGCAGGCUCGUCUCGAAGGCACUGGCGGUCGUGGAAGCCGUCCUCGUUCGGUACGAUCCCCCCCCGUCUACCGGGCCGCAAAACGGCCGAGCCGGGGAAACGCCUUCUCCACGUUCCGUGCUGGGAAUACAGGCCGUCGCCGAUCGGGUGCGCUCCACGCUUGACAAGACGGUGGACGGGAACGAAGCCGCAAAGGAUUUCGAGAGCCUGGUGGCACCUUCCACCCUCCUCGCUUCCGAUCCGAACCAUCAAGUUCCCGGUCCCGGAACGAACCAGACCUACACGGGGUCUUCGUCGUCGGUGUCCUCGGUGCCAGUGCCCAAGUCGCCCGGUUUCACGGUGCUUGUCGAGCUCCUCUCGUCUUCCUGCGGGGUCCUCUUGGAAUCCCUGGCUGUUGUGCUAACGGAAAGCGGCGGUCCGAACGGCGUUCUUUCYGUCUUUCGCGACGAGUCCGACAAAAUGGACAUGACCUACGCCCUCUACAGCUCUACACCCCCGGACCUGAACAGCGCAAAAGAAGGAGCAAAGGAAAACGGUCCGACCAAACCGCUACAGAAUUUGCUGAAGCCUUUUUCUCCGAGAUUCCAGAACGCAAACGUCGAUGACCACUGCGCCGACAAUUCGGUUUUGUGGCGGGAGACAUCGAUCACCUCGGCCCUGCACAUUCUGUGUGCUGCCGCAAUCCGGGAGGACCGGUUCGUUGAGGCCCUGAUGGCCGCGAAGGAACAGCCCCUGAAGAUGGUGCCCACCAUCGAAUUCAAGGAACUCAAACCCGGAUCGGGUAGCGCCCUUGCCAUCGAUAUGAAGGCCAGAGACGUGAAGGUUUCUCGUCUGACCGACCUCUUGUUCUCGAUCCGAAAUUCCCGGUACCUUCGCUCGACCAUCGUCGAGUACGUGGGCUAUGAUGCGGUAUCCAAGGAACAGUGCACGGAAAUAUCGGCGGCGGCCCUCUCGAUCAUCUAUCGAAUGCAGCAAACGAUGCCGCCGCGGACGACCCUGGGCACUUUAAGUGGAGACGGGGCCGGAGCCAGCGGCUUUUCCAAGGCAAUGGCCGACAGGCUUCUGAUAUCCUCGCGAAACGCGGACCGCCAGCGAGACCGAGAGGUCCUAGAACUGAUCCUCAACUGGAUCCUGUCGGAACUCCGCACCGGGGCCGUUGCCAAGUACGGGCUCGCGGAGGUCUUGCUCGGCCUCCCGAGUAAUACAACGAACGGAAACUGGAAGCCGGGAUGCGGCCGCUACUCGGGGGCCAUCGGCGAUUGUUUCGACGCCAUCCUUGACGUACUCGAGCACAACGACAUGUCCCGUGGGUUCUCGGGCAUCUCGGCAUUGUCCUUUGAAAUCUUCUUCCGGUUGCACAAUCUGAUCAAGACCAGGGACCCGCUGUCCAUAAAAGUAGCCAUAUAUACCGCCGAAAGACUUCGCGAGGUCGACUUCUGGACAGAAAAUGUAUUGAGAAUGCCCCUGGUUGAUUCGAAGGCUAUGGAUCCGGACCAGCUAGUACAAAACCUCCAUAGCAUGGGGUGGUUGCUAAAGGGGCUUUCUUGCGAAUUGCAGCUUCUUGUUGGAUUCACGGGUGACUUUGCAUCGCAAUCCGAAUUCGGACGAUAUUUCGAGCAGCAUCCCGCCCGGUGCAAUUCGCUCUUAUCCUCACUGUAUGGGUCUGACACGGGUGUGGUGCGAAACCUAGUGGAGAGCCUGCCGCUAGAACUCGUACUGAUGGAUCCCAAUCUGGCCCACCCGGCGCAAGAAAUUCUGAGAGCCGCGGUUUGCAAUUUGCCCGGAGCAGGUGAUAUCGUCCAGGGCUAUCAAAUCCUGGAUAGCAAUAUAGUGGCAUCCAAAAUGAAGGGAGCAUCGCAGGCGAUGGAUAGCGAGGCCGCCACGAAAUGGAUAGAGGAAUACAACUUUAUCGCAAACCGGAACUGCGCUGUUUCUCACGUAACAAACGCCAUUAGCGUUUUGGUCGAUGCAUCGCUGUACUGCGCAGAGGCCAUGUCUCAAUACCACACGUCGCUCUUGGAAUCCUCGGAUUUCAGUGAUUCGUGGUUGCGUUCGAACGGGCCCCGAGACUUGUUGGUGAAUUUUCUGCUGCGCCUCGACGAAAUUUCUGARUCGAGUGAUCAUCAGGGAAUGGAUUGCUUUCUGAUUCCUGUGGCUACAAGAAAUCUAAGCAACGUCGUUUUGACUCUCUCGGAGUUCRUUACAUCACCUCAAAACGGAGACCCUGUCGGUUGCGAUCUUCUUCAACUGGCCGCUCUAGUCGCACGCAUUAUUCCGGCUUCUUCAAUCGGCAAUGACACGGCAGAAGAAGCUGCCUUUCGCUACGAAAGGACGGCAGCACUGGGCAGUGCACUGGCACUUUUGCUGCGUUCGUCGGCAUCGCUCGAGCCCGGGUUUGCCGCGCAGUACAGGGACGAUUUCAUUGGGGCCGCUCACGGGCUUUCUAGAAUCUCCGGGUUCAAAGUCGAUUCCAGCAAAGACGACUCGCACGGAAUAGUAUCUGUGCUGGCCCGGGGCUGUUUGGCAUCGAUAGUUCUUGCCCUGAGCCCGAUCGAAAACGAAUCGAUCGUUGGAAUGUCUUGCGUUUGUUCUUGUAUUCCGCAGCUAUUCCUGGAACGUUCGAUCUCGCUUGUUGCUGAUUUGGACGAAGACAUUUGCAACUUCCUUCAAGCUAUAGCAUUGCAAGCGACUGGAGCCAAGCUUCUAAUCGACACAGGUAUAGACAGAGCACUUAUGUGUGCCGCAAGACAAUACGCGGAACAGGAAAAUAGUGUGAUUCGGGAUCUCGAGAAAACCUCUUCUGGUUUCUCCAAAGCCACAAUCCGUAYUCCGGGGUUUCUUCUGGGUCAUCUGAAGCUGAUUUGUGCCCUCCUAGCUACAUCAGACCUUUCGGAAGAUUUAGCAAUGAAUUUCGCUACAAAUUGCAUUCAAAUUAUUAGCGCUUACGAAUCGACCAUUCAAAGAUUGUGCUACAAUUUCCCUGUCCAGGCAGACUUCUUGCGUUGGUUUUUGAAAGCCUUGGUAUCGGCGUCUUCCCUCGUCAAACCCUUGAAGAARAAAAAUCAUCUCGAAAAGUUGGGCCUCGACGUGAAGGAAACCAUUACUGCUGCCCAAUUCCUUGGUAUCGGAAUGCUGUUGGAGCACCUCUCGGAAAAUCCUCUACCAAACAAUAUGUUUCCCGAUCAUUUGCCGAGGGAGCUAAGGAAUCGACAGGAAUCGGUUGGUUCUAGAAUAGUCAGUGUCGAAAAAGAUAAUUCGGCUACUUGGUGGGAUGUGCUUAAAACGAUUUUGGUCAAUAGGGUUGGCGACGACAAGAUUUCCUAUAAAUUUCUGGCACCAAUGGGCAAUCAAGUCAUGAUGUCAAUGCAAUCUGAAAAUUGGAGCGAAGACACAUUUGAGUACAGUAUUGUUGCGGCAGACACUUUAUCUUUGGGUUUACAGCUAUUACGGCGCACGGAAAGAUCUGAUCUUCUCAACGGUUCAUCGCUUGCCCGGGGUCUAUUUCGCUGUGUUAUCGCCGCUAAGACUGUUGGUGACCGACUUGAGUAUGUUCGCUUGAAAUCGACCCAUAGCGUACACUCCAUGGAUACCGACGACAACUCCGGGAACAUCGAACUUGAAUUGGAAUACUUGACUCUACUUACAUCAUCACUGGAGCAGUGUGUCGAACAACUUCUCAUGCUGUGUCUUCAAGUCUGUGAUUCCAAAGAGAAUGGAAGCGUUCUAAAACAGAUCCUUGUAGCUAUCGAAUCUUCAGGAAUCGAUAAAACGACAUUUUGCGUUCUUUCAGAGGAGAGGUCAUCGUUUAUGACUAUUGUGUGCGAUGAAAUCAAACAAAGUUGUGCCAGGGAGUCUGACUCUGGAAUUUUUAUCAAACGCUAAAUGACGUUACAUUCGUAAAAGAAAUAAUUAGUAGGAUUGCGC
Molecule: messenger RNA, 7602 nt
Organism: Pseudo-nitzschia multistriata
Lineage: Eukaryota; Bacillariophyta; Bacillariophyceae; Bacillariales; Bacillariaceae
Source: the annotation of a GenBank genome assembly